This is a messenger RNA of Sclerotinia trifoliorum, 1155 nucleotides long. Lineage: Eukaryota; Fungi; Ascomycota; Leotiomycetes; Helotiales; Sclerotiniaceae. The record is from the annotation of a GenBank genome assembly.
AAACCAUGAAUCGUGAUAGCACGUAUCUCGACCUACCACUUUUAUAAUAUCAUCGAGCACUUGCAUUAUUAUUUCUAACAAACUUUACACACACCCCGUCAAAACUUCAUGCAAAAAUGUCAACACAAUAUGAUUCAAUCGGUGCCAAAUAUGACUCUCUCAAUGUCAUGCCAAUUCAACAGAUACAGCAUGUAGAUAUGAAAAGACUUAUUGGCUCUUUCGAUUCUCCCAAACGAGUCCUCGAGCUUGCAUGCGGUACCGGUUUCUAUGCACGCCAGAUGGUAUCCUGGGGCGCUUCUCACGUAACGGCAUUAGAUAUCUCCCCGGCUAUGAUAUCCACUGCCCAAAAGUCUCUUCCAGCCGAGAUGAAAGAUCGUGUCACUUUCUGUGUUGGGGAUUGUGCUCGACCAGAUAUUUGGGAUAGUGGCGAACUCAAAACUCAAAAAGGAACUUUUGAUUUGGUCGUUGCGGCAUGGCUGUUGAAUUAUGCACCUUCGGGGGCAGAGAUGCAACGGAUGUUUGAAAAUAUUUAUGCCGCAUUAAAGCCUGGAGGAAAAUUUGUCGGACUCACUGUUCACGCUGCAAUCAUCGAUAAGUUUCAACCGGACGAUCCGCUCAAUGAGAACGAGAAACAUCUCGGUACUGUCUAUGAGGUUCUUGGGAAAGUUGAUGAUGGGUAUAGAACUUGUUGCCAUGCUUUCACUGAGCCGGAAAUUAAGUGGGAAUUCUAUUUCUUGCGAGAGGAUGUGUACUCCAAAGCAGCACUUGGGGCAGGAAUGGGUGAGCUCGAAUGGAAUGUGGUAUUACCAGGGGAAGAACAAGUGGAAAAACUGGUAAGCUUACUCUCUGAUCAAAUGUUCUUUUGACUAAUAAAUGGAUUGAAGGGCAAGGAAUACUGGCAGUCAUAUUUGGAUCGACCAAAAGCUGCUAUCUGCAUCUCGAGGAAGCCAGAUCGUGAAUGAUGUGAAUCUGAAUUUUCGACCGCCAGGUCUAAGUAUGAUAGACAUUUGGGUUUAUCAAAAUAUGGACAAUCAAUAAUCCCUUGGAAGGUUCCAGCUUUUUGGAGACUAGUUCGGAAAGUAAUAAUGGUACCAAUAUCAAAGUCAACGUUAGUUCAAUGAUGUAUUGUAGCCAUGUGAUAAUCUAUAAUUCCAA